AUGUCGGAGCUGAGCAAGUGCUUCUAUCAAGUGACGGCUGGGCGUUCCUGUCGCGAUCUGUGCCAUCCGGAGUACGCCACAUGCUGGCAGUCGUUUUUAGGCAUCACGAAGACGCUACUACCUGGCAGUUAUAAGCUGUACCUUACGCUAUUGGUGAUCCCACCGCUGGUGAAAGGAGGCGGCUACACCGCACAAUACUGGAAGAACCACAUCCUAGGCUACGCGUCAAUCUCGUUCAAAACCUACCUCCAAGCCAUCAGCGGGUUGACGUUGCAAUGUUUGCUCUACAAGCUGUUCGGCAGACUGCACUACUACGGUUUAAUGGGUGUGCCAGGAUUUGUCAGUGCGGCGUUGGUACCGAAGCUACCCAAGGUACACCUGCGUCUUCAGGGCAUCACCUACUUCAACAUGAUGCUGGAAGUUAUGAUCAAGAAGAGUGGCCUGCGCUGGAUGCAAAUCCUACGCCAGUCGAAGCUAUGGGCCUCGGUUUGCUUCAUGCUGUUCAGCGCCAAAAUCAUGCACGUGCUUCGAGCUGGGACAGUCAACCAGUUCUGGAUCAUGUAUCCAGCAACGGAUACAACGGAUGAUAAAUCACCCGUCAAAAAAGGUCCUUGUCUGCAUGGCAUGUCCUGUCAGUCGUACGUGCUUGAUGGUAUCUGGAAGUAUGCGCUGGCUGGUUUCACCAUCGAAGCCGCACGUGGUCUUAUCUCUAAAGGCUCGCUGAUGUACGGACAACCUUCCCGGUUCCUGCUGGAGCUACGUAAGACGGUUGGGCUUGCGUUACCCUUAUUCCUCGCGAGCUACGUCGGUGGUUUCCGUGCCAUCAGCUGCUGGCUGGCCCAUUACACCGGCCGGGAAAGUCCCCAGCAUGCGAUACUCGCUGGCCUUCUCAGUGGUGCUAGCUAUCUGCUCUACCCGAAGUACCAAAUAUUCACCCUCGGAUUCACCAAAUUCCUCGAGAUGUCCUGGGAGCACUAUCUCAACACGGCCAAGGUCAAGACCCGCUGGAUGGAGUUGCUACAACGUGUGCCCUUUCUGCGCCUGGUGCACAUGAUCUCGAUCGGGUACAUGUACCAUGCGUUGGUAUUUCACGCGCAUCUCUCACCACCAUUCAACUCAAAAUGCGUCAACUAUUGCUCUGACUUCCGCGUGGAACACCUCAAAAGGCGGCUCGUCUCGUGGAUGCUCGAGCACUCCUGGAGCAGCUGCUGACAAUGUCACCAACCGACACCUCAACCAUCCCCCCGAAAAAAAAACCAACAAUCAACACACAUUCCCACAUCAACGCAACAGACAAUAUUCUA
Anopheles nili is the source of this 1304-nucleotide messenger RNA. RefSeq lists its product as uncharacterized. The coding region runs from base 1 to 1212 and encodes 403 amino acids. The record is from RefSeq and is a predicted model, not a curated record. NCBI's taxonomy places the organism in Eukaryota, Metazoa, Arthropoda, Insecta, Diptera, Culicidae. The transcript has 5 exons.